AUGGCGUCACGGAAGAAGGUUCUCCUCAAGGUUAUUAUCCUUGGUGACAGUGGUGUUGGUAAAACCAGUCUGAUGAACCAAUAUGUCAACAAGAAGUUCAGCGGAAGUUACAAGGCAACCAUCGGAGCCGAUUUCCUCACCAAGGAGGUUCUCGUUGAUGACCGACUGGUCACCAUGCAGAUCUGGGAUACCGCUGGCCAAGAACGUUUCCAAUCAUUGGGUGUCGCCUUCUACCGUGGAGCCGACUGCUGCGUUUUGGUCUACGACGUGAACAACUCAAAGAGUUUUGAAGCCCUGGACAGCUGGCGGGAUGAAUUUUUGAUUCAGGCAAGCCCGCGUGACCCCGAGAGCUUCCCAUUUGUCGUUAUUGGUAACAAGAUUGACGUGGAAGAGAACAAGCGCAUGAUCUCUUCGAAACGAGCCAUGACCUUUUGCCAGUCAAAGGGCAACAUUCCCUACUUUGAGACCAGUGCCAAGGAGGCAGUCAACGUUGAGCAGGCAUUCGAAGUGAUCGCCCGGAGCGCACUCGCACAGGAAGAGGCAGAGGAGUUCAGUGGAGAGUUCAGUGACCCGAUCAACAUCCAUCUGGACAAUGAGCGCGAUGGCUGUGCCUGUUGA
This is a messenger RNA of Penicillium waksmanii, 618 nucleotides long. It is a transcript of the gene rab7, whose product is annotated as Rab family GTPase YPT7. Gene Ontology annotation, biological process: regulation of vacuole fusion, non-autophagic. Gene Ontology annotation, cellular component: fungal-type vacuole membrane; phagocytic vesicle; late endosome. The transcript has 6 exons. The coding region runs from base 1 to 618 and encodes 205 amino acids. NCBI's taxonomy places the organism in Eukaryota, Fungi, Ascomycota, Eurotiomycetes, Eurotiales, Aspergillaceae. Gene Ontology annotation, molecular function: GTPase activity; GTP binding. The record is from RefSeq and is a predicted model, not a curated record.